GCAGAUACCGGUAGCCCUUAUGGAAACUUGAAAAUGUAAGGUUUUCAACCCAUAGGAGUCAAAUGUUCUCUGUAUUUGCGUAAGUCAACAGCCUUGGGGUGCUUCAAGACAUAUUACAGGUUGAAAGGGGGCGUAUACCUGAGGAGCUUGUGAGCAGGUGGUGACAAUUUAGUAACUUUAUUGGAGAUUUCCAAGAAGAGGUCUGUGUGAUUCCAGAGUGAAAGAACAUGAUAUCACAUAUUUACGGUGGGCAGAUAGAAAGUGACCAAAUAGCCUACUAACUUUAUGCAAACCAACUUCAAGAGCUGUAGGUAGGCUACUACAGGCCACAGCCCCACUUUGGGGGGGAGACACUACACCACACCAGCAUAACAGAGACAACAUUCUGGGACGGAUCGAGCUCCACAGUAGAUAGUCUGCAUGGACUAGAGAGGGUAUGGCUGCGCGAGCGAGACUAUUUAAUCUAGCCACAAUUGUAUUCCUGUUUUCGAACUACUACUCCGCCUCACAGGCACCAGGCACCAAGAAAGGAAACUCGGAAAAAUGCAACAAUAAGGGGCUCCAGGUCCAGUCAAGUUCUGACGAGAAUGGUCGGAAGCGAGGGGUCACAUUCCGAACAGACAACUGCUCUGUGAACUGGAGUCCAUUGGGGAAGCAUGCCAUCCAUGGGGUGAACAAUAUGACAUUCAGCCACCUCUCCUGUGACAGCCAGGCUGCUGUGGUGGUCCACUGGAUGACCAGCCCUCUAGGUAUUGAGCAUGUGAAGGGCUUCAGAGUAUACCUAGAGGACAAGAACCCAGAGGGCAAACAGUGUCAGCACAUGAUCCUCAAAGACCCACGACCACUCAACUUCUCCUACAAGACUGUGAAGAUGAGCUCACAGCCCUUCCCUGGCCUGGCCUUUGAGACAGAUUACAUGGUCCGUGUUGUUCCCUUCCCCACCGUCAUGAACGACAGCUUCUUCCCCCCAUCCUUCCUGCGCACAAACUCCUGCGAAGUUCUACUGGGCCCAGACAACCUGGUCUGCAAACCAUUCUGGAAGCCCAAGACUCUCAACAUCUCCCAGCUGGGCUCCAAACUUCAUGUUGUCUUCGACCACGCCCCCUCCACCUUUGGCUUCACCAUCUACUACCUGUACUAUAAACUACGACAGGAGGGACCAUUCAGACUUAAACGCUGCAAACCGGAGUUUCAUCUGCCCAUAACAACAUGCGUUCUUCAAGAUGUGAUACCAGGAACCUAUGCGAUUGAGCUGAGAGAUGACACCAACACUACCAGAAGACAGGCCCAGUACCACGUAAGCCAAGUCCACUCCCCGUGGGCAGGGCCUAUCAGAGCCAUGGCCAUCACUGUCCCGCUAGUCAUCAUGUCUGCCUUCGCUACACUCUUCACUGUAAUGUGCCGGAAGAAACAACAAGAGAAUAUCUACUCCCAUCUGGAUGAGGAGAGCUCUGAGUCAUCGUCUCACACCACAGCUCUGAAUGCAGACAGACCCUGGCCCCGGACUAAGGUGUUUGUCUGCUACUCCACUAAGGACUGCCCCAAACACCUCACAGUCAUACAGAGCUUCGCCUUCUUCCUCCAGGACUUCUGUGGCUGUGAGGUGACUCUGGACCUGUGGGAGCACCUGCAGAUCUGUAAGGAGGGCCAGAUGUCCUGGCUGAGUCGGCAGAUUGAUGAGGCUCACUACAUCAUCACUGUCUGCUCCAAGGGCCUCAAGUACUAUAUAGAGAAGAGCAGCAGGGGGGAAUCACCAGCCAGAGGAGGAGGUGGAGGAGCAGCAGCAGCAGCAGCAGCAAACGGAUCAGAGCUCUUCAUCGUCGCAGUGGCCAUGAUUGCGGAGAAGCUCUGUGAGGCGCGCCAGAAAGACCAGGACCUGUCUCGCUUCAUGGCCGUCUACUUCGACUACUCCCACGAGAGCGACGUCCCGACCAUGCUGAGCCUCGCUCCCAAGUUCAAGCUCAUGGAUCAGCUCCCUCAGAUGUUCGGCCGCCUCCACUCCCGCCAGCUCAGUUUACCGGAAUGCGAGCCGCAGCCGCUCAACAUCAGCAAGAGGAACUACUUCCGGAGCAAGUCAGGGCGGUCUCUAUACGUGGCCAUCUGCAACAUGCACCAGCACAUCUCGUUGGAGCCAGAUUGGUUCGAGAGGCAGGUGAAACCCGCUCCACCGGCACCGUCUCUGAAGCAGCGUGACAGUGCCGGAGCGUCAUUGUCAUCAUCGUCGCCUCACAUGGAGAAGUUUGACUCUGGGCUGGCGCUCAACGAGGUUCUAUUUAAGUUGCCAUCAGAAAGCGAGGGUACUCUGAAGAGGAACGUGCUGCUCACGUCUCUCCCUUCCAGCCUGGCCCACUGUUCCCUGGACAGACCCGGAGGACCUGGCAACAGCCUCUCCAGCUCCAGCUUUUCUCAGGGGGAAUCUGGGGUCAUGUCGGGGGCCUCGUCUGGUUUGGGUCCUCUGGGUCUGGGGUCUCUGAGGCCUGUCGUCCCUCCCCAGGCUGGAGAUGGGUCAGCCAGUCCCCCAGAAAUGCCCCGAGACUCUGGGAUCUAUGAUUUGUCAGUGCCCUCUUCUGAGCUGUCCAUCCCCCUCAUGGAGGGCCUGUCACCUGAUCAGGCUGACUUCUCCUCCCUGGCCGACAGCGAAUCAUCUUCUUCCGGACUGGGUGAUGAGGAGCCCCCUGCUGUCAGCUCUCUGCACGGCAUAGUGCAGUCCAUCUGUAAAGCUGAGCUACACAGCCACCACCAUCUACAGCAGUCUGAAGGACUGGGACUCGUUCCUGUUCCUCCCUUGUAGUGAACUUAACAACAUUACAUUACCUGGACAUGCAUGGUCUGUUCAUAAGGAAUCAUUGGAUCCAAGCCCAGUGACCAAGCCCAUGGAUUCUAGUGAUGUCAUCUGCUUCAGAAUCUCUGUGGACUGUGGGCUGAUAAAACACGGAGGAAUGAUGACAAAGUUUUAGAACGCCGAGGGUGAUGUCACUGUUUUGUGAACCUUCUAAGUAGCGGUUGUGUGACUGUGAAGGCAAGGCAUUAUUUAACCAAAUGGUUGUAUGUUGUUUUGCAGUGCUCUCCUGUAAUUGUUAGUGGUGUAAAGAUGUUUAAUUCAGACUACACCAGAUCUGCCCUUUAAAACACCCCACCCCAUAUCAGGUCACCAGUUCAUCAAAUGGCCGACAUCAAUGUUUCUCAACCUUGGUCCUCUGGUGCAUCGAAGAGGUGACACAUUUUUGUUCUAGCCCAGCGCAGAAACACAUGCUUCAACUCCUCUACUGAUAAUCAACUCGACUUCAACGAUGUCGUUUGUUAAAUACUGGGACAAUUAUGUUUUGAAUGAAAGAGCAUUUGUUUGUAUGUUACUUUAUUUUAAUUUAUUGUCAAUUAUGAAAUAUGAAAUCACUUUUUAAAGUAUUGUACACCAAGACAAGGAUACAAGGUGCUGGAACUGGGUGUCAAAGCACUUUUUUACUUGUUAAAAAAAAUAAUAUGUAAUUCUCGCACCAAUUUGGUUAACUAAUAGAAAAGGUUUUGACAACUGUUGUGUAAGAGAGCAGAUGGGUUGGGAGUACUCACACAUUUCUAUCAUAUUUUUCAAACCAGCAGUUAUGAAAAUGUUAUAUCGCACUCACAGUAAUGGACAGGGGUUUGAUUUUAGGAGCGUUCUCAUGUUAUAAACUAAAUGCCUUUAUUUGGAACUUGGGAAAUAUACUGUUAUUCAACUCUUACAGAGCAAAAAGUAACCCCAUCUUUGUGGGUCUACUCCAGUGUACGUUCUAACAAUGUUUUUCAGUGCCAGUCAUUUUGACAACACUUUGUUUUUGGAAAUAAUCCGUUUUAUUCCAGUUUUGUAUAGUUUUUAGAUCCUUUUUUUUCCCCUAUGUUUUUAUAUAUACACUUUGUACUGUUUUAUAGUACUCUAAUGUAGGAAUAAGCAAAAAAUGAAAUUGUAAGUCUCGGACAACCAAGUCAAGGAGACGAGAUUUAGAAGGAUGGCUCGGCGAGACAAAACCAUUUUCCUGCUCAGUGUGUAACUAAACAUGUCAUUGCAAGAACACAAUCUGUAAUAUUUACACCCUUUACAUGGCAACAUGGAUGUAUAUUUGAUAUCUGUCCAAUUGAAGCAGUAUUUGAAGUGGCAAUCCAAUUGAGUGAGCAACUGAUUUCACCAGUAGCACUGUGCCAAGUGCUACUGGUAGUUAAAGUACAAUGUAACCUAUUGCAUGUUUUAGUAACUGUCAAAUGUGGUGUAAUAAUUGGUUGGGAUAGAAAUAUUCCCCCCACACACAUUUAUUUUCACCCAACCCCUACAUUUAAGUCACGUUAGUUUGCCUAUUGUAAACAUGGCUUGCAUUAGGACUGACAGUCCAUCAGCACUGCUCAAGUUCAGUAGCAAUAUGGAACGUUUAUCCAUUAUUAAUCUACAUUUUUUUUUAGAUUAUGUAGAUUACCAUCCCACGGUGAAUAGACUACUAUUCAAAAGAGAAAAUCACUGUAAAGAGGGUAUUAGAAAUCACACCAAUGACUACACUUCCUAUAGGCCUACUUGGUGCUGAGUAAUGUAGUGUGUUACACUCUACACAACUAGAACAUAAUUACAGAUCAUUUGACUGCAAACCUUGCUUACAUUUGUAUACGAUCACGUCUCUAUUAUGCGUGGGAAUACUUCAACAGAUUUCCAAAAUUAAAAUCUCUUGAAGCAGAUGUCCAACAGUGAAAAAUCUAUAAAACAAACAUGUUUUUAUUUAUUAUGUUUUGCUCAGAAAACUUGGGGGUCCAAAUAAAACUAUCGGCCACCAGUUGGGGAA
This is a messenger RNA of Salmo salar (Atlantic salmon), 4799 nucleotides long. The record is from RefSeq and is a predicted model, not a curated record. Lineage: Eukaryota; Metazoa; Chordata; Actinopteri; Salmoniformes; Salmonidae.